GUUCUGUCCCUUCUAUUGACAGCCCCCUCAAAGGAGUGUGAGGAGGAGGUGGCUUAAGGAAGAAGUCGAGAAAUGCCCCCCCUUUCCCCACUUACGUCACAAGCCGUGGCUAUAAAGUGAGGAGCCAGAGCUGGAGCCAGAGAGAGAGAGAGGCAGGUGCUGAGGUUGGGACCAUCAGGGCCAGAGGCAUCGUGAACAGGGCCGGGGCCGCGGCUGAGCCAGCGAUGUUUUACUCAGGGCUCCUGACCGAGGGGGGCCGCAAGGAAGCCGAUAUGCGGGAGGCAGCGUCUCUGCGGCAGCAGCGCCGGAUGAAGCAGGCUGUGCAGUUCAUCCACAAGGACUCUGCUGACCUGCUGCCCCUGGACGGCCUCAAGAAGCUGGGCUCCUCCAAGGACACGCAACCCCACAAUAUCCUGCAGAGGCGCCUCAUGGAGACCAACCUCUCCAAGCUCCGCAACAGCCGGGUCCCUUGGGCCCCCAAGACCAACAGAUUCAAUCAGGCCAAGUCUGAGGGGCUGAAGAAGGCUGAGGAAGGGGACAUGAUCCUGGUGUCCUGCCAGUGCGCUGGAAAGGACUUGAAAGCCUUGGUUGACACUGGCUGUCAACAUAAUCUCAUCUCCUCUGCCUGUGUGGACAGACUAGGGCUAAAGGACCAUGUUAAGUCCCACAAACACGAUGGGGAAAAGCUCUCCCUGCCCCGGCAUCUCAAAGUGGUAGGCCAGAUAGAACACCUUGCACUUACAUUGGGAUCCCUACGCCUGGACUGCCCAGCAGCUGUGAUAGAGGACAAUGAGAAAAAUCUGACUCUUGGACUCCAGACUCUUCGAUCCUUGAAGUGUAUCAUAAACCUGGACAAGCAGCGUCUCAUCAUGGGAAAGGUAGAGAAGGAAGAGAUCCCCUUUGUGGAAACUGUGUCUGGGAGUGAAGAUAACACGUCAGAGGCAUAACUAAAGAGUGAGAUGUGUGCGUGAGUGAACACACACUCACCCAGGCCCAUACACAUACAAGCCACAUACACCCCCAAGCUAACAGCUCAGGAAAGCUGUCAGGCUUGGCCCAGAUGCCAAACAGGUCCCUGUUGCCUGGACCACAUCCUUCCCUCUGUGGGAGGCUCCAUCAGUUCCUUCCCCUCUGGGCCUCUCUCAACUGUAGCCUGUGCUUAGAGAUCCUGUCCGGUUUUACCUAUGGUUUUUAUACGUCUGAUCAUGUGUUCAAUGGACCUUUGACACUGCCCUGACCUAGUCGCUGGAGUGUGUCCCCCCAGCUCACUCUUUUUCUAGGAAUUCGCUUUCUUUAGCCAUGUAUUGGGGCUACCAGGGGUUGUCCCAUAUUAGAGCCUUGUUUUCCAGUGAACAAAUAUGUAAUCAGCAGGAAAAAGAUACCGACUCCUUGGCUCCAUCACAGAAAGCCGUAGAUUCAUCGAGGUUUUUAUUCACUCAGCACAUAGGAUUUAGAUCUGGAAACAGCCUUAGACACCAUCUCAUCCAACCCACUCCCUUUAUAGAUAAGGAAACCAAGGCUUAGAAUUUAGUGACCUGCUCAGAGUUACAUAUCAAGGGAGUGGAAGAGACCCCAGGUCUCCUGCCUCCUACUGUGACCCAAUUUCUCACUCAAAAAUUCUGUUUCUUCCGUGAAAGGAGUUGUGAGGUUAGAGUGAUAGGGCUGGUGAGACAGCAAGAGGAAUCAAAAAGGAAGAAGGCAGGAAGUGCAGGAGGCAUGGGACCAGGAUGGGGGAGGCCUGCCAUGAGGAGUCGGUGGGUGCUUCGGGAAUAUGUCUAGAAUGCUAACAUCACUCACUCCUUUUGGGUAAAGAAUGAAGGAUUCUGGUUAAAAGGAGAACAGAUAGGUUUUCUGAGGACUAUUUUCCGGUAUUAAUCCUGUAAUCAAUUUUUAUGAGAUGGACUCAGUCAGCUAGCUAAGUCUUGAGGGGAACAACAUAAGACAUAGAGGGUGAAGGGACAGGGAAAGUGAAGUCAAGGGGGUAGUUUAAGACUCAGGUAUGUGGGUGGACUCAUGUUGGUUUCUGGGAUGGGGAUGUCCAGGGAUACAGAAGGUGGGGAGGGAAGGACCCUGCAGAGCAGGCAAAGGAAUAUGGGAAUAGGAGCCAAGGGACCUGGGUUUACAUCUAUCUGCAUCACUAACUUGUGUGACCUUUGACAAGUCACUUCCACUGUUUCCUCAUCUGGAAAAUAAGAGGGUUGGACUGGAUAAAUCCCAUCCAGCUCUGACAUUCUGCAGGGAGCUGGUGAGACGGUGAGAGUUUGCUACUCACCUUUUGUGUUGGAGUAUGAGAGUAGGUAUUUACACUAUAAUUCUGCCAUGUUGUAAACCAAUUAGAAGUAAGACAAUCCUGAUUCUAUUGGAAUUCCCAUAAGAAAUUCCACAGAUCUAUGAUCAUUCUUUCUUUCUUUUUUUUUUUUUUUUUUUUGGUGAGGCAAUUGGGGUUAAGUGAAUUGCCCGAGAUCACACAGCUAGUAAGUGUAAAGUGUCUGAGGCCAGAUUUGAACUCAGGUCCUCCUGAAUUCAGGGCCAGUGCUCUAUCCACUGUACCACCUAGCUGCCCUAUGAUCAUUAUUUAGCAGAGAUUCACAAGUCUUUUAUUCAUUCACUGUCAGUGUCCCCACACCUCACAGUAGAUGGUAAAAUAUGGGACAAAAUAGAGAGGAAGAUAAUUCAUCCUGUCCAUCUACCCACUUAGUUCUCAACAGAACUCACAGUAUGAGCCUCCAAGAUACCUCUGAGCUCUUUGACACACCCAACUGGGACUCCUGGGAACAGUCCUGUGGCCACACUGUCACUGUCUUGCUUCACAGGUUUGUUCACAAGAUACCUCCCUCCCAGCCUCUGCCCAGGCAGCCAAAGGGAAGGCAUGUAUGCAAUCCAAGCAAAUAGUCUGGGCAACAACAGUGAGCUCUGUGGGGUUCUGGAACCUCCUGUUUUCCCACUGUGACUAUUCCACUCCUGCCCUACUCUCAUGCCUCUCUUGUGCCUCUCUCCACUUCAGUCUAGGUUCUCUUCAAGUCUCCUACCUCUCUCUGUACCCCCUCAUCUCCCUUCUCUGGCCCUGCCCUGUCUUCACCUCUCAGAAAUGGAUUCAUUCCUGAUCACCAGGGCACAUACCAUACCUGCUCCUGAUACCUAGAAUAAGCUGAAUAUGCUCCCAUCCCUUAUUAUAAUGCCCAGCCACCCAUCAAGGCUCCUCACAAAAUCUGAAUAUACCCCACUGUCAAGCUAAUGCCAUGAUGUAUCAGCCUGUCUUCCCCAUGUUUGAAGACAAUGGCACUGGGGACCAAGAAAAGCUAAGGAAUCUUCUUCUCUGAUGACUAUCUAAAGAGUAGGGAAAACCCAUGUUCUUUGACUUCUUAAAGGUAAGACUCCAGGAACAGGGAAUGGAUUAGGUGACCUUUGGAGAGUCUCCCAGUGCCUAAGGGUUUCCAGGUUUAGAAGAGAAAAUGAUUGGAUGGACUAAGCUGUGACAUCACUGCCUCACCCAAUGUGCUUCUUGGUCAAGCCUAAAUUGAAUUCCAGAACCAAAUAAUUAAGACUCCAAGCAAGCCAUGCUUGACAAAGGCAUCUUGGGAAUGUUUCAAGUCCCAUGCAGGGGGAUUCAAGGGUCUCAUUAGCUUUCUUUAAACGUCUCCAUAUUUGUUAACUGGAAAACCUCCUCUGUGGUCACUUGUGAGGGUUGGGAUGACAAGCUUUCUGUGGGGUUGAAUCAGUCAUACUGGGCAUCAGAUUCAUGCCUGGCAAGAGGGCCACAGUGGGUUUCACUUUAUGUAACUGGAGCCCAUGUUUAAUAGGAGUUUGGUUUCUGACAAGAAGCUUAAAAAUACGUUUUUAGAACUUAGUAUUUCUAUGCCUAAUGCAUUUGAGGAAUGGGUAUUUUCUGAUGUUUUCUAUUUCUCUGCCUUUAGUCCUUCCCAUAGACAUUUCUGGUCUCUUAGCUCCCAGUCUCCUCAGUAUGGAUCACUUGGCAACAGCCUUUCCUUCUCUAGGUGAAAUAGCUUUCUAGGCUCAGAGCGCUGAGAGGCGGGAUGAUGUCCAUCCCUGCCUUCACCUUUGGACCCCCUCUUUGGCACUUUCUUCUUGCACUGUUUCUGGCUGUGUCUGGUUUGUCUGUGAGACUAAUGUACCAAUAAAGUGAAAUCUCAUCUCAA
This is a messenger RNA of Dromiciops gliroides (monito del monte), 4157 nucleotides long. It is a transcript of the gene NRIP3, whose product is annotated as nuclear receptor interacting protein 3. Gene Ontology annotation, biological process: proteolysis. Gene Ontology annotation, molecular function: aspartic-type endopeptidase activity. The transcript has 7 exons. The record is from RefSeq and is a predicted model, not a curated record. NCBI's taxonomy places the organism in Eukaryota, Metazoa, Chordata, Mammalia, Microbiotheria, Microbiotheriidae. Bases 225 to 947 code for a protein of 240 amino acids.